GGUUUUAUCUUUUGAAGUAUUCAACAACCGCAACAAAAACCAAAAGAUCCGUGCGUGAAUCGCAGCUGAUCAACUUGUGGUGACGCCUGUGGAAUACCUUAGAGCAGAUCGGCUGGACUUCGUAUGAGUUAUUGGACUUCAAGUCCCGAAGACGCACCGCCAUCAAAGAAAAGGAAACCGAGAGAGAGAGGUAAAAUGGCGAGCUCCAGAGGAAAGAAAACCAAUCACGUCAACUCGAAUUGAAUGCUGUACUCUCCAGUGGAAUCUUGGCGAGCGAUAAUUUCGACGGACCGCGAAAACCACAACAGGGAAGCGGCCGCCCGGUGCGUCCGGCCCGCCGGGUGAAAACCGCGCAAGUCCAGUGGAAACCCCGCGAAAAUCCGCGCUUUUAGCCGAGCACGUAGCGAUUCGCGACGACUGGACCAUUCACCUAGAUUUCAACUCAAUCCUCGUUGAUACGUGCUCCGCAUUUUCACCGCCGGAGCUGAAUAUUUAUUUUCCGGGCGUUGUCUCUCAUUAUGCAAUCAGGACAUUAAGCCGGACCUUAAUUCCGCGAGCUGCGUCCUAGCGCCCGGACCCGCGUUUAAAUUUCGCAUGAGAAUUAGCGUCCAGGAAGCUCCCCCGCUCGCAAAAAACCCGGGCGCCCCGGUCAGAAGGUCCACCCUUGAUUCGAUUGCAUGUCAUUUGCUACGCUCCACCGUGAAAGCUCCGCGGAUCACGCGGGAAAGCGCCCAAGACCGGUUUUAUCGAUUGUUCUGUCCAUCGCUCAUGUUUGUCAUGCCUAAAAUUUCGCGUGCCCCAACUUUGUUUGCGUUGACGUUCAAAUAACCCCGGUGGGAAAAUCCGCAUUAUUCCCAACAGAAGACGUGACCUACCCGUGUAAAGUGGCUCUAAAUAAGCUAUGCUCAACAACCUCGAAAUGUCCUUAUCCUCUCUUUUGUACUUUUUCGAAUGUCGCGUGAAUCUCUCUGCUGCCGCGUAAUUGAGCCUGUGCGAAUGUAGCAAAUGAAAAAAUUACCCGCCGAAAUGGCAACGUUAAUAAUAAAAUUACUACGGGAAAUUUACUUCCAAAGAGGAAGGAGGAUCUCGGGAAGGUAGCUUCAAAUAUGAGAAAGGGAUGCGAGAUUCCGUGCGAGAGAACAGCUCGUUCGCGGCGAUUUGGAAAUCGUUUUUGUUCGUCCAAUUUUCUACACAGUGCGGUGCUCGUUACAAGUCGGGAGUGUUGACGAAGAUGAUGCUUCGAAACCUCGGUAAACAACCGGGUUGACGUUCAAAAGCGGGCCUCGAAAAGUUCAACCGCGACGUGAAAUGUUCGUUUUUCACGAUAAAUAGCGACCGGUUCGAUCAAGGCCGAAAAAAAGCUUCCUUCAUUCUUCCUUGUGUCGUCAGGACUUACGACUGGGACCGGCGAAGUGUCCGUUCUUCACGCUAGAUGGUGCUUGGUUGAGGCUAUCCCGGUUCCUUCUUCGCCGCGAAAAUCCGACUACAACGCGUGAAGUGUUCGUUUUUCAUGUUCGAUAACAUUCGUGUAACGCUAUAAAGAGAAUCGAUUUUUACGCGAUAGUGUUGUGCUCUGAAUCACGCAUACGACAGGUGAAGUGUCCGCUUUUCCCGUUGGAUGGCGCUCGGUUGACGGGGCCCUGGGAACCGGUUCUUUUCUCCAACGCGAGGAUGGUGUCGUACGACAGGUGAAGUGUCCGCUUUUCCCGUUGGAUGGCGCUCAAUUGAAGGGCCCUCCCGAACCGGUUCCUUUCUGCAUCGCGAAGGUGUGAUACGACAGGCUAAGUCUCGGUUGAAGGGACCUUCCGAACCGGUUCCUUCCUGCAUCGCGAAGGUGUGAUACGACAGGUUAAGUCUCGGUUGAAGGGACCUUCCGAAACGGUUCCUUUCUGCAUCGCGAAGGUGUGAUACGACAAGUUAUACGCUUUUCCCGUUGGAUGGCGCUCGGUUGAAGGGACCGCGCGAACCGGUUCUUUUCCUCAUCGCGAAGAUGGUGUGGCUCUGACUCACGAUGCGAUGGUCCUCAUCCGAGCGCUCGCUUCUUUCUGUUCUCCCCUCGCAGAGGCUGAGCGUGAGCUUCAACGGCACCUUCUUCGGCAACGGGAGUGACGACAGCGACUUCUGGAACGGGAGUGCGUGGAACCGGUCUCGCGCCGAAACCGAGCCCGAGCUCGAGGGGGCGGAAAGCGCGGGGGACAACUGGUGGGGGUUGCUCGCCGUCAUGCUCGUCGUCGCCACGGCCGCCGGCAAUAUCCUCGUCUGCCUGGCCAUCAGUUGGGAACGUCGGCUCCAGAACGUCACUAAUUACUUCCUGAUGUCCCUGGCCAUAACCGAUUUGAUGGUCGCCGUCCUCGUCAUGCCGCUGGGCAUUCUCAACUUGGUCCGCGGUUUUUUUCCCCUCGCGCCGGUGUAUUGCUUGAUCUGGAUUUGUUUGGACGUACUUUUCUGCACGGCGUCGAUAAUGCACCUGUGCACAAUCAGUGUGGAUCGGUACCUGAGUCUCCGCUACCCCAUCAAAUUUGGGCGCAACAAAACCCGUAGACGAGUCACGCUCAAGAUCGUCUUUGUCUGGCUCCUCUCCAUCGCCAUGAGUCUUCCACUUAGUUUAAUGUAUUCCCAGGAUUACGAUUCGGUCUUAGUAGACGGAACGUGCCAAAUCCCUGACCCUCUCUAUAAGCUGAUAGGAUCUAUUAUCUGUUUUUACAUUCCCCUUAUCGUCAUGCUCAUCACUUAUGCACUGACGGUUCGCCUUUUAGCUGUGCAACAGCAGAAUCUCGGAGGUCGUCCGGCUAGCUGGUCCAGCGGCUGGAUGGGUGUUCCAGGGGUGGACCGGCGCUACACGUGGCGGCGGCUGCUGCACCAGUCGAAGACGCCGCUGUCGUCGGUGGAGUCGACGCCGCAGCACCUGCACCCGCCGGCGACGGGGCACUCGCACCACUCCUCGGCCGGAUCCACCGACACCGACAUGACCACCCUCGACACCCACGAGCUCUGGCUCCCCGACUCCGAGCCGGCCCCCUCCACCCUCUCCGCCCUCCACCAGUUCGGCGCCGAGAUGCUCCGUCUCUCCAGGGGGCUCGAGAGCGUCGGCGCCUCCCUCUCCGAACAGGGCUCCCCGCACACCCCCAUCAAAUCCAGGAGUUCGCACGACCUACGAGACGACGAGCGCUCCCUGGCGGACAGACUCUCGAACAACGUCCCGGCGGGGAACCACGUCUCGAAUGCGGGGGCGGCGGUGCGGCGAAAGGCGGGGUUCCGGAAGCGGCGAGCGACGACGAUUUUCGAGGGCGAGACGAAGCCGAGCGGAAGACGGAAACGAGUCAGGAGCCUCCACGAGAACCACCUGGACCGCCGCGACGCCCACGAGAACCACCUGGACCGCCGCGACGCCCACGAGCCCCAAUCGGACCAGUCCGACUCCGGACUCGACGACUACGCCGAGACGGACCUCUUCGGGGUCGGCGAGGAGAACCACCUCCCAACAAAGGAGCCCAAAAAGACUCCCAACAAACGUACCAAAAGGUUCUUCUCGGUGGAUAUCCGACUGGGCGAUCUCGAGGACGAUACCGUGUCAGCGACGGACUCGGAGCAGGAGAAACCGAGGAAGCGGCACUCCAUCAGCUUCCCGAGGCGGAGUGUACAGGGCGAGCACAAAGAUAGACUGAAAUUGGGCAAAGCGUUCCUCAAGAGAAGGGCCUCGCAGGACGCGACCGAGCCGACCCCCAAAGGGAUCCCGUCCCGGGAGCGGGAGCGGAAGCUGAGUAUACGGACGAUCCAGAACGCGCAGUCGGACACCAACAACGACGCUUCGAGCGAGCCGGAAGCCUCAGACACGGAGACGACCAAGGACCCGCCGGAGAGCGACCUCCAGCUCCCACCGCCGUGCAGGUGCCCGUACAUCGGCGAGAACCGGGCGGCGACGGAGAGCCCGGCGCUGCACAGCCAGACGGUGGUCCGGUGGAGUUGGCGAGGGCAGCAAGGCGAGGCCAAGACGGGGCUGGUCGGCGGCGGCGGAGGCGGACACCACAAGCCGAUCCUCCGACGGGCGGCCACCAUGCGCAACGCCUCCACCAAGGAGAAGAGCCUCCUCCUGACCAAGAUGAGCCACAACUCCUCGGCGCAGCUCUUCCGCAGCGGCUCCACGCUCGGCAGCGGCGCCGCCGUCCGGAACCACCACUCCCGCAACUCCUCGCUCAUGACGCGAAACUCCUCCCGACACGGACGAAUCAUCCGCCUCGAACAGAAGGCCACCAAGGUGUUGGGCGUGGUCUUCUUCACGUUCGUGAUCCUCUGGGCGCCGUUCUUCGUCCUCAACUUGGUGCCCUCCGUGUGCUCCGAAUGCGAGCGCAACAUAAACAAAGGCGUCUUCGAUCUGGUCACGUGGCUCGGCUACGCCAGCUCCAUGGUCAACCCCAUAUUCUACACCAUCUUCAACAAAGUCUUCCGGCAAACUUUCAAGAAGGUCCUUCUUUGCAAGUACCACAAAACGGAGACCUGGCGACCAGCCAUUAAAAAGUGAAUGCCUGUCACCACGAAGAGUUCACAGGGUAAAGAAGUCGAAUAAUAAUGCUAUGGGAUUCGAAACAUGCGCAUCUCGUAAACGACGCACAGUGGACCGGGUGAAUAAGAGGAAUUUGGAAAUUUCAGUAGCGUAUGACUCUGUUUACACGAAAUUUUGAGGUGGUUUCAUGGGUUUUGUAAAAUUUUCUUCGAGAACCACCCCCCCCCCCCAUUUGGAAUGGAAAAAAUCAAUGGGAGAAUGGUAAAAUCACUAAUUAAGGUACGAUCCGAAUUUCUCAAUGCCUUUAAUUUCACGAUAGGCUUAAUUUGAUCUUAUACACUGAGAAAAAACUAUGGUUUAUAAACCUAUUAGAGGUAAAUAUGGAACACCUAUAAUAGUCGUAAAUAAACU
Bemisia tabaci is the source of this 4912-nucleotide messenger RNA. NCBI's taxonomy places the organism in Eukaryota, Metazoa, Arthropoda, Insecta, Hemiptera, Aleyrodidae. The record is from RefSeq and is a predicted model, not a curated record.